AUGUGUCGUUACAGGAAAUCAGUCUUCCAGUGCAACCACUCGCAAGUCUCCCCUAGACCGCAAAAGCCAUGCCAAGACCAACUCGACUUCAUCGCGGGAAAACGUACAGAGCCCUGUGAAACGGUAACCACACACAUCAGCACCACAGUCCGCGUCCCGCAGCUCUGCGAGGAUUGCGAGAGCCGCAAGACGAGAAUCGAUGGCAAGUUAUCAAAUGUGAAGACUAAGAUGAACGAGCUCAAACGACAGCUUAGCGAAGCAUACGGGGAUUGCGUGAAGCACGUUUCUGAGUCCGGUCUUGAGUCCGAGGCCAAGGUUGAGGACGAGAAAGACGGGAGCGAGGCAGAGCCUGGACAGCUCGAUCCAGAGGAAUUUCUUAGACGGGUCAGGAAUGAGGAACACUCGCAUCUGAUGAUGUUGGGUAGUUCUCGCAGUAAGUAG
This is a messenger RNA of Xylaria bambusicola, 441 nucleotides long. RefSeq lists its product as uncharacterized. Lineage: Eukaryota; Fungi; Ascomycota; Sordariomycetes; Xylariales; Xylariaceae. The record is from RefSeq and is a predicted model, not a curated record. The transcript has a single exon. The coding region runs from base 1 to 441 and encodes 146 amino acids.